ACAAAUCACAGAUUUUUGAUUUUAUUGCAUUGCUUAAGCUAAAGGAGUUUUGGUGCAAUUCUUAAAAAAAAAAAUGUUUUCCCGAAACAUGAGAACUUCUUCAGACAUUUAAAAAAACUAAUGCCACACAGAUCAAUUAAUGCUAUGAAAUGAGUUAACACUAACACCAAAAUUAUGUCAUUUAAAUUUUUACGUUUUUGGUUUGUUUGGCUUUCUUUGUGGAUGUAAGAGCAGUGAAUAUAUCUGCUUUCAUGUGAAUUAGUUUUCACGCUUUCUUUGAUAUUUUCAGUAUUUAAAGCAUGAGGGUCAGCACAUAUUAUCACAUAUUAUCAUGUAAUAUACUGUUCUGAUUACAUUCAGUUUGAAAGUAAUCAUUUUUCAGAUGUUUGUUCAAAGUGAUUUACAAUGUGACAGCAACCUGAGGCUAUAGACAUACACACACAAUUAAAUAUUAUACUGCAUUUUUCAUGCGGUGAACAACAAGUGUAAUAUUCUAGAUACAUUUGCAUAUAAGCUCCUGUUACAUCAGUCCGCCCCCUCCACACACACACACACACACACUUGUUACUGUCAUGUACAGUCAUAAUACAAGGAGAUCUAUUGCAUUAUCUGCCCUUUUUGUCACCUGUUUCCGGUUUCCCCUCAGGCAUCAAAUGACACUGUUUACAGCAUCAACUCGUGAAUCACACAGACCGAGACUAACCAAGAACUAAUAAAGUCUUUUCAUCGUUUGGUGAUUUUUAUAAAUGAAAAAACGAUUGUGAUUUUUAAAAACGAAGCCAGCAAAGUAACCAGGAAAAGGUUCUGAUUCGUCUGCCAUUCCACCGAAUCCCAAACAAGAGAUCGAAAAAGGAAGCAGAUCACAAAUUCUUUGGAAUCUUUGAUGUCCAUCUUUCCAAGGAAAGACAAAAACAGCGCAGCCGUGCGCAGACACAGACACAGACACAUUCAGCCAUUCUUCGGAAACCUUAAACACUGGCAUAACUCGUUUUUUUACAAGGUGACAUCACAGCUCAGCUGUAUUUGAAUCUCUCCUCCACACUCCAGUGAACAGAAAAGCAAGUUCUCACCAGAUAAAGCGCUACGAAAUGGCAACCCGGCCGUCUCAGUUUGAGGAGAACCUUCUGUGCCCUGUUUGCCGUGACGUCUUCAGAGAUCCCGUCCUCCUGCUGUGUUCUCAUAGCUUUUGCUGGGCCUGUCUGGAUCAGUACUGGGAGCUCAGCGGCUCUCAGAUAUGCCCCGUGUGCCGGACAGACUUCUGCAUGGACCGUCCCCCGUGCAACCGAGCUUUGAAGAACCUGUGUGAGAUCUUCCUGCAGGAGAGACGCAGGACUGCGUCGGCGGAGACCGAGCUCCUCUGCAGUGCUCAUGGAGAGAAGCUUCAGCUCUUCUGCGUGGAGGACCAGCGUCUCGCGUGCGGCGCGUGUGUGAAGGAUCACAAGCAUGUUAAACACACAUUCAGACCUGUGGAUGAAGCUGCGGUGGCUCUCAAGGAGGUGCUCAAAACAGGAAUAAAGCCUUUGCAAGAGAAGCACAAACUAUUAAAGUUAGAGAAGUUCAUCUGUAAUCAACAAGUGAAACACAUUAAGAAUCAAGCUGAGAAAACAGAGGCUCAGAUGAAGAGGGAGUUUGAGCAGCUCCGUCGGUUUUUGCGUGAUGAAGAGGCGGCCAGGAUGACUGCUCUGAAGGAGGAAGAGGAGCAGAAGAGGAAGCUGUUAGAGGAGCAGAUGAUGAGGAUUAACAGUGAACUCUCAUCUCUGGUAGAAAAGAUUAGGAUCACUGAGGAAGAGAUCGAGACAGACAACAUCUCAUUCCUGCUGAAGUACAAAGGCCCACCCGAAAGCACUCAGCGCUCCAGUCCCUGUCCAGAGAAGCUCCCAGAAGUGCUGAUCAAUGUGGCAAAGCACCUGGGAAACCUGAAGUUCAGCGUGUGGCAGAAAAUGAAGGCUGCUGCUCAAUACAUUCCUGUCGUCCUCGACCCCAACACCGCUCACCCAUGCCUGCAUCUCUCAGACAAUCUGAGCGAUGUGAGUUUUGGUCAGUGGAGUCCACAGGCCCUGGGUUCCUCAGACAGACGCGAGGGCUAUACGAGCGUCCUGGGCUCUGAGGGCUUCAGCUCCGGGACUCACUACUGGGACGUGGAGGUCGGUGACAACACCACCUGGGCCUUAGGAGUGAUUUCAGAGUCUGCCAUCCGGACUGGAGACGGUCUGCCCAGUUCCGGUCUGUGGCGCCUCGGCUUUCUCAAUGGCACAUACGGGCAAGGUCUUUCAGGGGAGUUUCUCACGCCGCUCACUCUGAAGCAGAAGAUCCAGCGCGUCAGGGUCCAGCUGGACUGGGACGGAGGACGAGUGUCCUUCUUCAGUCCUCUCACCGACACGCACCUCCACACAUUCACACACACCUUCAGCGAGAGAGUGUUUCCGUACUUCUGUAACGUGUGUCCGUCUCAAGCUCUGAGGAUCUUACCGGCGGAGAUGGCUCCAGGAAGGACUGGAGGUGCAGAGACUUUCUGCCUUAACAGGAAAAAUAGAGAAAACGAAUAAGAGAAAAUUAACGAAAAAUUUGAAUGAAAGACUUUGUUGCAUUGCAUUACUGUGAAAAGACAUCACUGUGAACACUGCUGUGACGGGCAGCACUUGAGUGGGUUAUAUAUUCAAAAGACAUUACUGUGAAAUCUGCUGGGAUGAGUAAACACAGUACACACACAAACACACACGCACAAAAAAAGUAAAAUUUAUAGCCUUGUUUAAA
This is a messenger RNA of Puntigrus tetrazona (Sumatra barb), 2754 nucleotides long. It is a transcript of the gene trim35-27, whose product is annotated as tripartite motif containing 35-27. Bases 1089 to 2546 code for a protein of 485 amino acids. The record is from RefSeq and is a predicted model, not a curated record. Lineage: Eukaryota; Metazoa; Chordata; Actinopteri; Cypriniformes; Cyprinidae. The transcript has 6 exons. Gene Ontology annotation, molecular function: protein binding; zinc ion binding.